This is a messenger RNA of Galleria mellonella (greater wax moth), 4956 nucleotides long. RefSeq lists its product as uncharacterized. The coding region runs from base 131 to 4489 and encodes 1452 amino acids. The transcript has 25 exons. The record is from RefSeq and is a predicted model, not a curated record. Lineage: Eukaryota; Metazoa; Arthropoda; Insecta; Lepidoptera; Pyralidae. Gene Ontology annotation, cellular component: membrane. Gene Ontology annotation, molecular function: G protein-coupled receptor activity.
GCUCUGAAACUUCAGUGCCCCGGCAUUAGCCGUCGUUUUCGGACGUGUGGUCUGUGACGAUUUGUUCUCGGUCGCGAGUGAUGACAUUACGAUGUCGCGUGCCGCUCAUAAUUUAAAGUGUGUUCAGUGAAUGGUUCGAAUAAGUGUUACAGUUUGGCUGGCUCCACUACAUCGCCGCACUAAAAUGUUAACGAUGCAGCGCCUCCUCCACAUCACACUUAUCACCACCAUCGCAGCGGACCGCGCCUACUCCCAAGAAGAACACCAAGGACCCCAAACCUGUGGAGGGCACUUAAAAGGCCCCGUUGGGGUCAUCCAGACCCCUAAUUUCCCCAGUGCGUUUCCUGUACCGAUAAAAUGCCGAUGGAUAAUAGAACACGAUAUUAUGAACGGAACUAUAUCAGUGUAUUUCACACAGCAGUACACCACAAGUGGUUUAACUUUUACGGAAUACAUGUACUACGAUGAAUUCUACAAGCUCGGGGAGCGACGGGCGCUGACGGUGACAGAAGAGAACAUAACGAAGAUCAAAUGGCUUCAGGUGCAAAGCCCGGUCUUAGUCGUGGAGCUGACACUGAAUAGAUUAGAAGGGACCCAACUGAGGGCUUUAGGACUCCUGUCCGUGUUUGGGUUCAACGUGACAUACGCCGUUCGGGCGCCAAGCGAGGGUCCCGGGCCGGCAUCGUGUAGCGCUAUCGAGUGCCGCUUACUUGGGCAUUGCUACGCACAGCAUAACUAUCAGGAGUUUUACUGCUCGUGUUUCGAGGGGUACUCCGGAGCGGACUGUGGAGUGGGCCCGCUGUGUCCGAGGACGUCCAAUAUGUGCAAAAACGGCGGUACCUGCAGACAGAUGGGUCCGGCGGCGGUGAGCUGUAUCUGUGCUCCUGGAUACACCGGUGACUUGUGCGAAUCCCAAAUUGCUGAGCCAGAGUGUGGUAUAGAAGAGUGCUCAGACGGCUGCAAAGAAGAAAGCACGUGCGACUGUCAUCCAAAAGACUCUGAUUUCACAUCAGCACGCUUUGAAACAAGACUGCAGAUAGUGGACCAAGCAAACAUCAACAUAUCGCAAGAAAUUGUAAAACAGAUAACAAAUUAUUUAAAAGCAUCGAAUAUUACGUUAGAAGAUGAAACUGAAGUUUUAAACAUAAGUUCUCCAGAUGUUAACGGAGGUAGAACAGUGUGGUUGCGCCUGUGGGGGGCAAGACGGGACGCGGGUGCACUCCGAGCGGCGCUCGUCCGGCUCGCGGCCACGCGGGCGCGCUCAGACCGCUUACGGAUACUGCCCGCUAAACAACACUUCUACAUGCAACCAGCGCUCAGUUUACAGGGUUUAACAGUAAAUCAACGUCCGGAAGUGUGGGAAGGCUCAGAGUUCAUAUUGAGCUGUAUGGCAUACGGCUCCCCAGAUAUCGUGUUCACAUGGUACAAAGAUGGAGUGAGAGUCAACUUCAACGGUACCACCAGAGACAUGUGGACUCGAACAGUAGUAGAAGACGCACUAGGACGUCGCAUGUCAGUAUUGGGCAUAUCGGAAGCGCAGCGGCCUGACAGUGGCAAGUGGUCUUGUUCAGCCGACGAUGCUGGUAGACGACGCUGCCGUGCGUUAAGACUGACCAUAUUAAGGCCACCUGAUAUACGACUCAUGCCGUCCUCACUGACUGUCAAUAAAGGUGACAACGUGAGCAUCACAUGCUUGGCUGGUGCUGGACGAAUCCACGGUGCUCUAGGAUUUAGUUGGGCAAGGGAACGUACUUUGCUCCCUCUAGUGCCAGGACGCGAGGUCUGGGAAGAUCUUUACCCAGCUGGCAGCGUAUUGAAGCUUUAUAACGUACAGAAAUCAGGCGAGUAUCGCUGCAAAGUGUCGUCAGUGGCGGGCACCAUCUCCAAACGUGUAACGGUCUGGGCGCUGGGUCCUAAUGAGCCAGCAUGCAGCGCAGACGCAGCACUCGGACUCCGCUGGCCACGUACAGCGCCCGGGGCGCUUGCAGCCGCACCCUGUCCACCUGGACAUAUCGGAGAUACCACCAGAUUUUGCGAACCGAAAACUGGCCAACACGGAGUCAAAUGGAUGAUGCCAGAUUUCUCAGACUGUAUCGCAGACUCGCUCAAAGAUAUUUAUGAACAAUUCAGCCGCAUCUGGUACGGGUACUCCUGGGCUAACGUAUCGCACGUGGCGCGGCAAUACGGCGCUGUACUGCGUUCACUACCAGCACGACCUGGGGAUGCAGCGCGACCAUUGCAGCACGCGCGUAGCAUGUUGAACUAUCUGCGUUCAGUCGCUGCCACGCCGGCAGACCGCGCUGCAGCCGCUGAACAUCUACUGAGGAUAUACGACGCACUACUCAGACACCCCGAUGCCUUCCUUGAUGAAGAGAAAAUCUAUGAACUUCAAAAUGCAAUAGCCGAUACGGCGGCCAUGAGAGACCAUUUAGACCUACGGCUUCACGAAUUCACAGUCAAAACUAUACCAGUCCGUGACGACAACGCUGCUCAUUUCGACCUUCAACCAAACACAGGGUCCGAGGAAUGGCAGCUGACUUCGGUCGGAGUGGAACUUGUAGGAAGAACUGGCAAUGCUUCAGUGGUGGCCAUACAGUAUCACAAUUUAGCAGCUAGAUUACCCUCUUUGAGAAGAUCUAUUGAAUUCAGCAAAGGAUCUUCCAGAAAUGGCCGUGAACUAGAGUACGAGGUGGCAUCUCAACAGCUACAACUGGGGGCAAGUGGCGCCGUCGACUCAACGAUGCAGCACACAGUCACCUUGCUGUUCACACACAUCAAGAACCAUAGUACUGUCGGGUCGAAGAUGUCGUGCGGCGUCCGCAGCGCUCGGCAGCCCCGCGCGUGGAGCUCGGAGCGGUGCGAGGCGCGAGCGCCCGAGCCCGCGCUGCUGGCGUGCCGCUGCCGCGGGCUCGGCACGCUCGCACUCUUCACCGUCGCACGCUCCGCCCUGACAGACUCAGAGAAAGAUCUUCGUGGAAUCGUCAAGAUUACAGCCAGUUUAGGAGGUGCUAUGUGCUUGGUAGCGGCAGCGCUGCAACUCUUGGGUCUUGUUCCUGGAAGGAGAGUGAAGUUGCCAGUGCUACUGAAAGCCGCGACAGCCGGUACUCAUUCUGCUGCGAUAUUGACAUUGUUGGAGUGUGAUACUAGACAGGAGGAGGCGUGCCCGGGCGCGCUGGGCUGGGUGUGCGCGGCGUGCUGGUGCGCGGGUUGCGCCGCGCUGUGCGCGCAACCGCUGCUUCUGCAGGCCGAGCUGGCCGCGCGUGCGCAGCGUGCGCCCUCUGUGGCACUGCUAGCAGGCGUGUGCACGCUGGCGUGGCUGUCGGCGCGGCUGUGGGGCGGCGCGCCGCUGCAGGUGGGCGCGGCGGCGGCGGCGGUGUGCGCGGCGGGCUGCGCGCUGCUGGCCGCGCUCUGCCUCGCGCUCGCGCUCUGCGCCGCCGCGCGCCUGCGUGCGCUCGCGCACAAGGUGCCGCCCGAGCGCAGGACCUACCUCCGCGACAGGGGCCGCGUGAUCCGGCACACGCUAGUGCUGCUGCUGACGACAUCGGCGACGCAGGCGGCGGGCGUGGCGUACGCGCAGCCCGGCCCGCGCCGCCUCGCGCUCGUCGCCGCGCUCUCCACCGCCGCGCUGGCCAACGGCGUGGCGAUGGUGGUGUGCUACGUAGUUCGCGACGAGGAAUGCGUGCGGGCGGCGCGACGUCUUCUGUCACUACCAACCCGCGACUGGCAUGCACACGACUCGCCCGCUGGCGACACGUCGCUAAGCCUGUACAUAAAGCAAGGAGGUGAGGUGGAAAGCCGCGGCGGUGUGGGCGUGCUGGAGUCGUCGUCUUCGCCCGUGUCGCCUGCCUCUUCCUACUGGCGAGCGCCCGGACUGGAAAGCCCGACGCACGCCAGAGUACAUAGACGACAAUCAACACCAGACAGCAGAGCGGACAUAGUCCGCUGCGUAGAAUACAAAGACUCAGUUCUGAGCCCUCACCACUACGAGGGCCGCCACGUGGGCACCACGCACGCGGUGUGCGACCUCAUACCGCACGCGCCGCCGCAGCCCGAGUACAUGGCGCGGGUGUGUCUCGAGCUCGGGGUCCUCAACACGCCCCCGCGGGAAGCGCCCGCCCCCCUCCUCACGUGCUCCGUCGACUUCGAACCCUACAACGAGAAGCACUUCACCAAGGACAGCUGCGCCAUGUGCGUCCAGUCCAACCCGGACGUCUCCAAAAUCCCCUCCCCACCGAUCAAGAGCUGUCUGAAGAAAUCCAAACAGUUCACGUCGAGCACCUCUCUGCCGUCCAUUGAAAUCGUCAAGGACGACUCCAAGAGUAAAUCCGACAUCGAACAAGUGAACAGGGAGUGGAACAAAGCGUACGACUCGCCGGAUACGGACAAAAUGCUCAAUAAAAUAACGAGCGACUUAGACUUUCUGCUCAAUAGGACUCAGGAGGCGAGUAAAAGUGUUGUGCGUGAUCAAAUUGAGGAGGCGCCUACCUAGGAGUGCGACAGUAGCAUAGUUAUGUGAUAGAAUUUAGAUGAAUAAUCAAAACGAAUAACAUGGAAACAGGGGUGCAACAUGCCAAAAAAUUAGAUAUAUAAUGUAUAUAGAUAGGUAAGAUUUUUUAUAAGUUAUAUCAAAAUCUUGUAUAACAAUACUACAUGUACAUAAUAACUUUUUCUGUGAAAACGUUAUCAAAACAAGAAUAAUUAACUAUGUGUGAUAAUUUAUUUAAACAUAAACAGUACAAAAAAAACAAUUUCUAUUAUAUUAAUUUACAUAUUAGACUUACUUUGUUCCCAAAAUCUCACAAUGAUCUGAAGAUCUCUUUUCAAUCUUUCUUCUUUUUUUAUGUUAUAAAUAUAACUUAACAAGUACUUGUAAAAAAUAUAAAUCCACGUGCUAAAAUAAAAGUACCUAAUUGCCGAUAUUGUACUGGCCUACGACAAAAAAGAAUAUAAAAUCAA